Molecule: messenger RNA, 7943 nt
Organism: Sus scrofa (pig)
Lineage: Eukaryota; Metazoa; Chordata; Mammalia; Artiodactyla; Suidae
Source: RefSeq, a predicted model, not a curated record
CAGCCUCCGGGGGCCCGCGACUCCGCGGUGGAAGCCGGUGCGGCUGCGGGGCACGGCGGCUGCGACAGGCAGAGGAGGCGGCGAGGCGCUCGAGAGGGCUGCCGCGGCGGCCUGACGCCAGGGCGAGGCGCGUCUAGGCGGAACACCGGCUCCUGCCGCCGCACACCUGCCCGGCAGUCCGCACAGCCGAGGCCGCUGCGGGGUCCGCACCCGCUGCCCGGAGGGAUAGCUGGGCGCCCAGCCGGCCUCAGCUGUCCAUCUCCGACCGAGCCAGCCAAUCGCCCGCGAUUGCCCCGGCCGCACCUCCCGGAAUCUCUGACGGGCGUGCGUCGCAGCCUAUGAGAUGGGGGCCCCGGCGGCCCGGGCCGGGAGCGGGAGCCAAUGAGCAACAUUUCAGGGGCCGUCGCGCCUGGAUCCUCCUGUUUACAAUGGCACAGAGGACCGGACUGGAAGAUCCAGAGAGGUAUCUCUUCGUGGACAGGGCUGUCAUCUACAACCCUGCCACCCAGGCCGACUGGACGGCUAAAAAGCUAGUGUGGAUUCCGUCCGAACGCCAUGGCUUCGAGGCCGCCAGCAUCAAGGAAGAGCGAGGCGAUGAAGUGAUGGUGGAGUUGGCGGAGAAUGGCAAGAAGGCCAUGGUCAGCAAGGACGACGUCCAGAAGAUGAACCCGCCCAAGUUUUCCAAGGUGGAGGACAUGGCCGAGUUGACGUGCUUGAACGAGGCGUCUGUUUUACAUAAUCUGAAGGAUCGUUACUAUUCAGGACUUAUCUAUACUUAUUCUGGACUCUUCUGUGUAGUCAUAAAUCCUUACAAGAAUCUCCCAAUUUACUCUGAGAAUAUUAUUGAAAUGUACAGAGGGAAGAAACGCCACGAGAUGCCUCCCCACAUCUAUGCUAUAUCCGAAUCUGCUUACAGAUGCAUGCUGCAAGAUCGUGAGGACCAGUCAAUUCUUUGCACGGGUGAAUCGGGUGCCGGGAAGACAGAAAACACUAAGAAAGUGAUUCAGUACCUUGCUCAUGUCGCUUCUUCACACAAAGGACGAAAGGACCAUAAUAUUCCUCAGGAAUCACCUAAACCAGUGAAACACCAGGGGGAACUUGAACGGCAGCUUUUGCAAGCAAAUCCAAUUCUGGAAUCCUUUGGAAAUGCGAAGACUGUGAAAAAUGAUAACUCAUCUCGUUUUGGCAAGUUUAUUCGGAUCAACUUUGAUGUAACUGGCUAUAUCGUUGGGGCCAACAUUGAAACAUACCUUCUGGAAAAAUCUCGUGCUGUUCGUCAAGCAAAAGAUGAGCGUACUUUUCACAUCUUUUACCAGCUGUUAUCUGGAGCAGGAGAGCAUCUGAAGUCUGACCUGCUCCUUGAAGGAUUUAAUAACUACAGAUUUCUCUCCAAUGGCUAUAUUCCUAUUCCGGGACAGCAAGACAAAGAUAACUUUCAGGAGACAAUGGAAGCGAUGCAUAUAAUGGGCUUCUCUCACGAUGAGAUUCUGUCAAUGCUCAAGGUAGUCUCUUCGGUGCUGCAGUUUGGAAAUAUUUCUUUCAAAAAGGAACGAAACACUGAUCAAGCUUCCAUGCCGGAAAAUACAGUUGCACAGAAACUCUGCCAUCUUCUCGGCAUGAACGUGAUGGAGUUUACUCGGGCUAUUCUCACUCCCCGGAUCAAGGUGGGCCGAGACUACGUGCAGAAAGCCCAGACCAAAGAGCAGGCAGACUUUGCAGUAGAAGCUUUGGCAAAAGCUACCUACGAGCGGCUCUUCCGCUGGCUGGUUCACCGUAUCAAUAAAGCUCUGGACCGGACCAAACGGCAAGGGGCAUCUUUCAUCGGAAUCCUGGAUAUCGCUGGAUUUGAGAUUUUUGAGCUGAACUCCUUCGAGCAGCUCUGCAUCAACUACACCAACGAGAAGCUGCAGCAGCUCUUCAACCACACCAUGUUCAUCCUGGAGCAGGAGGAGUACCAGCGCGAGGGCAUCGAGUGGAACUUCAUCGACUUCGGCCUCGACCUGCAGCCCUGCAUCGACCUCAUCGAGAGACCCGCUAACCCGCCCGGCGUGCUGGCCCUUCUGGAUGAAGAGUGCUGGUUUCCUAAAGCCACGGAUAAAACCUUUGUUGAAAAACUCGUUCAAGAGCAAGGGUCCCACUCCAAGUUUCAGAAGCCUCGUCAACUGAAAGACAAAGCCGACUUUUGCAUCAUACAUUACGCGGGAAGGUAAGUGGACUACAAGGCCGAUGAGUGGCUGAUGAAGAACAUGGACCCUCUGAACGACAACGUGGCCACCCUCCUGCACCAGUCCUCCGACAGGUUCGUCGCCGAGCUCUGGAAGGAUGAGAUUCAGAAUAUUCAGAGAGCUUCUUUCUAUGACAGUGUUUCUGGUCUUCAUGAGCCACCAGUGGACCGGAUCGUGGGUCUGGACCAAGUCACGGGGAUGGCGGAGACGGCAUUCGGCUCCGCGUAUAAGACCAAGAAGGGCAUGUUUCGGACCGUCGGGCAGCUCUACAAAGAAUCUCUCACCAAGCUGAUGGCCACGCUCCGGAACACCAACCCCAACUUCGUGCGCUGCAUCAUCCCCAAUCACGAGAAGCGGGCCGGCAAACUGGAUCCGCACCUCGUGCUGGAUCAGCUUCGCUGCAAUGGUGUCCUGGAGGGGAUCAGAAUCUGUCGCCAGGGGUUCCCCAACCGGAUCGUUUUCCAGGAAUUCAGACAGAGAUAUGAGAUCCUAACUCCGAAUGCUAUCCCUAAAGGUUUUAUGGAUGGCAAACAGGCUUGUGAACGAAUGAUCCGGGCUUUAGAAUUGGACCCAAACUUAUAUAGGAUUGGGCAGAGCAAGAUAUUUUUCAGAGCUGGCGUCCUGGCGCACUUGGAGGAGGAAAGAGAUUUAAAAAUCACCGACAUCAUCAUCUUCUUCCAGGCUGUCUGCAGAGGCUACCUGGCCAGAAAGGCCUUUGCCAAGAAGCAGCAGCAGCUGAGCGCCCUGAAGGUGCUGCAGCGGAACUGCGCCGCGUACCUGAAGCUGCGGCACUGGCAAUGGUGGCGCGUCUUCACCAAGGUGAAGCCGCUGCUCCAAGUGACUCGCCAGGAGGAGGAGCUUCAGGCCAAAGAUGAGGAGCUGUUGAAGGUGAAGGAGAAGCAGACGAAGGUGGAGGGGGAGCUGGAGGAGAUGGAGAGGAAGCACCAGCAGCUGCUGGAAGAGAAGAAUAUCCUGGCGGAGCAGCUACAAGCAGAGACGGAGCUCUUCGCUGAAGCAGAAGAGAUGAGGGCAAGACUUGCUGCUAAAAAGCAGGAGUUAGAGGAGAUCCUCCAUGACUUGGAGUCCAGGGUCGAAGAGGAAGAAGAAAGAAACCAGAUCCUGCAGAAUGAAAAGAAAAAAAUGCAAGCACAUAUUCAGGACCUGGAGGAGCAGCUGGACGAGGAAGAGGGGGCCCGCCAGAAACUGCAGCUGGAAAAGGUGACGGCAGAGGCCAAAAUCAAGAAGAUGGAAGAGGAGAUUCUGCUUCUCGAGGAUCAAAAUUCCAAGUUUAUCAAAGAAAAGAAACUCAUGGAAGAUCGCAUUGCUGAGUGCUCCUCUCAGCUGGCUGAGGAGGAGGAAAAGGCCAAAAACUUGGCCAAAAUCAGGAACAAGCAAGAAGUGAUGAUCUCGGAUUUAGAAGAGCGCUUGAAGAAGGAGGAGAAGACCCGCCAGGAACUGGAGAAGGCCAAAAGGAAGCUGGACGGCGAGACCACGGACCUGCAGGACCAGAUCGCCGAGCUGCAGGCACAGAUCUACGAGCUCAAGAUCCAGGUGGCCAAGAAAGAGGAGGAGCUGCAGGGCGCCCUGGCCAGGGGUGACGACGAGACGCUGCACAAGAACAACGCACUGAAGGUCGUGCGGGAGCUGCAAGCCCAGAUCGCUGAGCUUCAGGAAGACUUUGAAUCCGAGAAGGCGUCGCGGAACAAGGCGGAAAAGCAGAAGAGGGACUUGAGCGAGGAGCUGGAGGCUCUGAAGACAGAGCUGGAGGACACGCUGGACACCACGGCGGCUCAGCAGGAACUGCGGACAAAACGUGAACAGGAAGUGGCAGAGCUGAAGAAGGCUCUCGAAGAGGAAACCAAGAACCACGAGGCUCAGAUCCAGGACAUGAGGCAGCGGCACGCGGCGGCCCUGGAGGAGCUCUCGGAGCAGCUGGAACAGGCCAAGAGGUUCAAAGCGAACCUGGAGAAGAACAAACAGGGCCUGGAGACUGACAACAAGGAGCUGGCGUGUGAGGUGAAGGUGCUGCAGCAGGUCAAGGCCGAGUCCGAGCACAAGAGGAAGAAGCUGGAUGCCCAGGUCCAGGAGCUCCACGCCAAGGUCUCAGAAGGAGACAGACUCAGGGUCGAACUGGCUGAGAAAGCAAAUAAGCUACAGAAUGAACUGGAUAACGUCUCAACUCUUCUAGAAGAAGCAGAGAAGAAGGGGAUUAAGUUUGCUAAGGAUGCAGCUAGUCUUGAGUCUCAGCUCCAGGACACCCAGGAGCUUCUUCAGGAGGAGACACGUCAAAAACUGAACCUGAGCAGUCGAAUCCGGCAGCUGGAGGAGGAGAAGAACAGCCUUCAGGAACAGCAGGAGGAGGAGGAGGAAGCCAGGAAGAACCUCGAAAAGCAGGUGUUAGCCCUGCAGGCCCAGUUGACGGACACCAAGAAGAAAGUCGACGAUGACGUGGGGACCAUUGAAGGUUUGGAAGAAGCCAAGAAGAAGCUCCUUAAAGACGCGGAGGCGCUGAGCCAGCGCCUGGAGGAAAAGGCUCUGGCCUACGACAAGCUGGAGAAGACCAAGAACCGCCUGCAGCAGGAGCUCGACGACCUGCUCGUGGACCUGGACCACCAGCGCCAGAUCGUCUCCAACUUGGAGAAGAAGCAGAAGAAGUUCGACCAGCUGCUGGCCGAAGAGAAGAACAUCUCUGCCCGCUACGCGGAGGAGCGAGACCGGGCCGAAGCGGAGGCCAGAGAGAAGGAAACCAAAGCGCUGUCCCUGGCCCGCGCCCUGGAGGAGGCCCUGGAGGCCAAGGACGAGUUCGAGCGGCAGAACAAGCAGCUGCGGGCCGACAUGGAGGACCUGAUGAGCUCCAAGGACGACGUGGGCAAGAAUGUUCAUGAACUUGAAAAAUCCAAACGGGCCCUGGAGCAGCAGGGAGAAAUGAGGACGCAGCUGGAAGAGCUGGAAGAUGAGCUUCAGGCCACGGAAGAUGCCAAGCUUCGCCUGGAGGUCAACAUGCAGGCCAUGAAGGCCCAGUUCGAGAGGGACCUGCAAACCCGAGACGAGCAGAACGAGGAAAAGAAGCGGCUGCUGAUUAAACAGGUGCGGGAGCUCGAGGCAGAGCUGGAGGAUGAGCGCAAACAGCGAGCCCUUGCUGUCGCUUCAAAGAAGAAAAUGGAAAUAGACCUGAAGGACCUGGAAGCUCAAAUCGAGGCGGCGAACAAGGCUCGGGAUGAAGUGAUCAAGCAGCUUCGCAAACUUCAGGCUCAGAUGAAGGACUACCAACGUGAAUUAGAAGAAGCACGUGCAUCCCGUGAUGAGAUUUUUGCUCAAUCCAAAGAGAGUGAAAAGAAAUUAAAGAGUCUGGAAGCAGAAAUUCUUCAAUUGCAGGAGGAACUUGCCUCGUCUGAGCGAGCCCGCCGACACGCCGAGCAGGAGAGAGACGAGCUGGCGGACGAGAUCGCCAACAGCGCCUCUGGCAAGUCUGCGCUGCUGGACGAGAAGCGGCGUCUAGAGGCGCGAAUCGCGCAGCUGGAGGAGGAGCUGGAAGAGGAGCAGAGCAACAUGGAGCUGCUCAACGACCGCUUCCGCAAGACCACGCUGCAGGUGGACACGCUGAACGCAGAGCUGGCGGCCGAGCGCAGCGCCGCCCAGAAGAGCGACAACGCGCGCCAGCAGCUGGAACGGCAGAACAAGGAGCUGAAGGCCAAGCUGCAGGAGCUGGAGGGCGCUGUCAAGUCCAAGUUCAAGGCCACCAUCUCAGCCCUGGAAGCCAAGAUUGGGCAGCUAGAGGAGCAGCUUGAGCAGGAGGCCAAGGAAAGAGCAGCCGCCAACAAACUGGUCCGCCGCACCGAGAAGAAGCUGAAGGAGAUCUUCAUGCAGGUGGAAGACGAGCGCCGCCACGCAGACCAGUAUAAAGAACAGAUGGAAAAGGCCAACGCCAGGAUGAAGCAGCUCAAGCGGCAGCUGGAGGAAGCGGAAGAAGAAGCCACACGUGCCAACGCGUCUCGGCGCAAACUCCAGCGGGAACUGGAUGACGCCACCGAGGCCAACGAGGGCCUGAGCCGCGAGGUCAGCACCCUGAAGAACCGGCUGAGGCGAGGCGGCCCCAUCAGCUUCUCCUCCAGCCGCUCUGGCCGCCGCCAGCUGCACCUGGAGGGCGCGUCCCUGGAGCUCUCGGACGACGACACAGAAAGUAAGACCAGUGAUGUCAACGAGACGCAGCCGCCCCAGUCUGAGUAGGUCCGAGGACGAGGUGGAGGCGAUGCGGCAGGACACGCAGGAAGGCAGCGGCGCCCCUGCCCGGGGCCUCCCCCGCGAGCUGGGGGGCGGCGGACGCGGGAUGCCGGGCUGCGCGAUCAACGGUGUCUUAAGGCCUUGCAGCCUCCACAUGCUGUAUCCUGCUCCAGAUUUAGGUACAGUUGCUCCCCUUUUUAUAUAUAGACCUCACACCGAACACACACACAUUAAACAGGUCGUCUCAUCGCAUCUACUUUCCAUCUACCCAUCAAGAGACCAUUUUAUGAUACGCGUUAAGAGAACCCUUUUUCAGACAAACUGCAGACUCCGCCGCCAGUGGCGGGGUUGUUGGGGCGGCCCCGGGGUCGCUGCCCGGUCCUCUGCAUGCUCUGUCGUACGGACAGCUGACUUAGUUCUGUGUCCAUGUGGCCCCUGCCGCCUCAGCCACAUCAAGUCUCCUAGAACAUUGUGGAAUCUAAACUGCACUUGUAGCUCUCAUUUCCUUCCAGUACUGAUCACGAUUCCAGGGCGCCAACUGUGAAAGGGGCCUCGGGGAGAGCAGGCGGGGUGGGCUGGCCUGGGGUGGGGGAAACGGCACCCGUGCCCCCUCCCUCGAGGCGCGGUGGCCGAGAUGCAGCGGAGGCCCGGGGGCGGGGGGUAAGGGCAGCCAGCGCUUGGCCCCUGGGUGGCCUCCUUGAGGCCUCUGGCUUCGCCAGCCGUCGCCCUGCUUCCGGAGCAGAAGUUAGGGGACUUGCCUUGCCUCCUCCGCGCCACCCAGGCUCUCAUGCUGACCUUGCAAAUUCAGCCGCUGCUUUGAGCCCAAAGUGGGAAUAUUGGUUUUGUGUCCAAGACUUGUUCCAAGUUUGUCAGUGAGGUUGACAGAACGUCGAGCGCAGAUGCCACCUGCCUGAGUGUUGACAUGCCAGUGGAUGUGACUCCUUUUUCGUUUCUCCUUUCCCUCCCCUUGGGACAGUGUUAGAGUGAACAUUUAGCAUCUGUUUUUGGUUGAUAGUUAAUCAAACUGACAUUACAGAAAGUGCCUUAGACACUACAGUACUAAGACAAUGUUAAAUCUAUGAUUUGCCUCUGUAACAGUUUAACGUAUUAAGUUUUGACUGUGCUCAUAUCAUGUACCUCUCUAGUCCAAGUGGUAUUAUAAACAUUCAGUGACAACGAAUCAGUGUUCAUUAUAAAUCCUCCGCAACGUGCUUGAAAACACAAACCUUUUGGGUUGAAAGCUUUAACAUCCGGUAGGAAGACUCUGUCACGUGGGUUUGGAAUCUUUGAUUUUCCCCUUUAUGAAUUGUACUGGCUGUUGACCACCAGACACCUGACUGCAAAUAUCUUUUCUUGUAUUCCCAUAUUUCUAGACAAUGAUUUUUGUAAGACAAUAAAUUUAUUCAUUAUAGAUAUUUACGCCUGCUCUGUUUACUUGGAGGACAAAGCACCCGUUGAGAAUAAACAGACCUCAAUAAACAAGCAUCAUCCUGUGAA